Messenger RNA from Vidua chalybeata, 3157 nucleotides. RefSeq names its product anoctamin-5-like. Bases 1322 to 2671 code for a protein of 449 amino acids. Gene Ontology annotation, cellular component: plasma membrane. The record is from RefSeq and is a predicted model, not a curated record. Gene Ontology annotation, molecular function: chloride channel activity; protein dimerization activity. Lineage: Eukaryota; Metazoa; Chordata; Aves; Passeriformes; Viduidae. Gene Ontology annotation, biological process: chloride transmembrane transport. The transcript has 14 exons.
CUUCCAGGGAAAUUGCAGAUGACAUUGCGAUUCUCACCAAGUUCAAGCCAUCACAUUCAGAAGGGGAAGAAUGCAAUGGACCUGAAACUAUUUCAACUGCAGGAUCAGAAAUCCCAAGCAGCUCUGAGGGCCUAAACAGCACUGAGACUACUUUACUCAUCCCUGAACAUCAAGUGAUUGAUAAAAGACAUCAAAGCAAAGAUUCUAUUUUCUUCAGGGAUGGUGUCAGGAGAAUUGAUUUUGUUCUCUCCUAUGUGGAUGAUCUUAAUAAGGAAUGGGAAAAAAAGUUGGAAAGGAGAAAAGAAUUUGAGAGCAACCUGCAAAAGGCUGGUUUAGAGCUAGAAACAGAAGACAAGAAGGAAUCUGAAGAUGGCAAGAUUUUUUUUUGUGAAGAUCCAUGCACCGUGGGAGGUUCUGAUCACAUAUGCAGAAGUGCUGAACAUUAAAGUUCCCAUCAGGGAAAAUGACAUUCCCCCCAUGGUAGAGAACCCCCUGGACUGUGUGCUUUUCCCACUGAGGCUGCCCGAGAAGGUGAUGCACCCUGAACCGGAUUAUUUCACAGCACCAUUCAGCAAGGACAAGCAGGAGCUGUACCUCAUUAAUGAUGAGAGCACUUUCUUCUCACCAUCCAUGAGAAACAGAAUAGUUAAUUAUGUUCUUACACGUUGCCCAUAUGGAACAGAAGAAGGGAAGAAAAAAUUUGGGAUUAAGAGACUGUUGAACAAUGGCACCUACACAGCUGCAUAUCCUCUUCAUGAUUGCCAGUACUGGAAGAAGGCAAGCGACCCGAACUGUGACAGCGAGAGGUACACGCUCUACAUGGAGUGGGCCCGCUUCCUGCGCUUCUACAAAGAGCAGCCUUUGGUCCUUAUCAGAAAGUACUAUGGUGAGAAGAUUGGAAUCUAUUUUGCCUGGCUGGGAUUUUACACCGAGAUGGUAUUCCUUGCAGCAGUUGUUGGCUUAAUCUAUUUUCUUUAUGGCUUGUUUACAAUGGAUGAAAAUAUGAGUAGCAAAGAAAUCUGUGACCCUGCAAUUGGAGGAGAGAUCAUCACGUGCCCACUUUGUGACUGAGACUGUGAAUACUGGAGACUAAACACCACCUGCGAGGCCUCACAGGAGAUGGAGCCUUAUUUGCCUUUAACUAGCCAGGCUGUGCGAUUUUGCAUCUCAGGAGCUACAGUGUUGUUCUGGGCUGGCAUUAACUGAGCCUCUGCACUCCAAAGACACAGAUUGGCAGUUCAUCACAGUCGACACCGAGAACCCCGGAACCUGGCGAAAUAUUCGCAGUAGUUACUUUGCAGAAAUCAUCUGGAUCCAACCCAUGAUGUCACUGAAAAAGGGCCUCAUCCUCCUCAUCCUGGCGACCAUCUCGCCACCCCAGCUGGCAUGGAUUGUUCCUCAGCCCAGGGCCAAUGUGUGGACCACAUUGGUAAAAUCAGUAAAUCAAGAUCACAUUUGCUUACCCACAUCCUCUGCAUCUGACCCUCUCCUAUCCUGCCUCGUGGGGAUCCCAUACCAGAUGAACAAAUUCCCUUUCACUUUUGCCAAACUCACUUCUUCCUCUGGCAGGGAAACCCACUCAUUCAUCGCCCACCAACCAGACGCAUGGAGGAGAUGGGUCAAACUGCUCCCCGUAAUGAACUAUAACCCUGAAGAAUUAGAGUUGCUUGGCUCCUCCCCUGCUUUUACCUGUGUACAUUUCGCAAUUAUCCCUGACCCCCAAGACCGACAUGCCAUUGAGAUCAGGCAGACCACCAUUGAGUACAGCGCAAAGGAAUGGUGCCAGAGGGUAAUCCAAGUCCCCACAUACUCUACCCCUGAUAAUAAACCCCACUCCCUACCUAAAGGCAUCUUCCUCAUCUGCGGUUGGCGGGCUUGGGCAGGCAUCCCCCCUCGCCUGAUCGGAGGCCCUUGUACCUUUGGGCAGCUGAGCUUGUUUACACCUAAUAAAACUCAAAUUUCGCAUUGGCAAAAUCUAAAGAAAACCUAUCAAUUGGUAUGCCAAAAAAGGGACACUAACCUUGAGGAUUGGGAUCACAAUUGUGACUCUCAGGCUAUCCAUUGGUCUACAUCCAAAAACAUAGCUGCCAUUGUGCUUUUGCCAUGGAUGGCUAUAGCAAAAACAGUUGGGGAAUUGGUACUCCUCGAGUGUUGGGUUGCUAAGCAAGCCAAUCUUACUUCAACUGCCCUCUUGGAGCUCCUAUCAGAUGAGGAAAUACCGAGGCAGACCACCCUCCAAAACUGGGCUGCAAUUGAUUUUCUUUUGCUCCUACAUAAUCACCGCUGUGAAGAAUUUGCAGGUUUAUGUUGUUUAAAUUUAAGUUCAAGGGCUGAGGACAUCCAUGCCACAAUACAAAAGAUGCAGAACCUGAUCAGCGACCUAAAGAAAGAGUCAUCGGACUGGCUGGGGUCUCUUUUCCAAGAAUGGGGACUCUCGGGUUGGAUCAAAUCACUAAUUCAAACUGGACUGUUACUUAUACUAGUUCUUGUUGCGUUUAUCACUGGUUUUAGUAUUUUAAAGGGACUUAUUCUGAAGGCGCUGAACUCCACCAUCUCAGUUAAUCGAGUCCGUCUCUCCAUCAAUGAAGAUGAACAUCCUGCUCCAGAGGAAGAGCCUCUGAAUCAAGAUCCCUGGUUCAAAGAUCAGAUGGACUCAGAAACCCCGGUUUAAUCCAUUUCCUUCUUUUCUUUUUAAAACAAAAAAGAGGGAGAUGUGGAGUUGUGUUUUUAGGCUCCACUAUAUGUAUGUUCAAGAUGGUUUAUCCUUCUGUACCCCCCCUUGUGCCUUUUAGGUUCAUUCCGGGUUUUCCCAUCAGCACCUGUGUGUCCAUCAAUCCCAAAAACCCUGACUCAGACCCCUGAUCCCACCCAGGUGACUUGUCCAUCCUUCCCCUCUGUCUGGAAGCUUUCUGCCGGGGUCACUGGGUGACUGGACAAUGGCCUGGGGUCCCUCCCCUCCUCCCUGCUGAGUGGAUACCUCGGCUGUCCUUCCCUCGGAGGGCCAUGCCCAUGUCUUCUCCCAUUGGCUGAUCGGGUUUCCCCGCCCACCCUGUAUCAGGGCCUGCUCGAAGCCCAGAGCUCACUGUCUUCUGGGACCUUUUUGAGUGCUGUUGGGCUCUGGGGCUGUCCUUGGAGUCACAAUAAAUCUUGGACCUAC